UUGACCUAGCUUAACUUACAUUGAGUUUUGUUCUUAGAGCCCAAAACAGUCAUAGAAACUUACUUUAAUGUAAGAGUUUUGAGCUCGAAUUGUGUGCUUGCUAUUGUUUACAUCGACUUUUUAUUGGAAAUACUCGCCUAGCUUCCAAACUAAAGAGGUUUAACGAAAACAUGCACAGUGAUCAGUGUAGAAAUGUCAGUCUUCCAUCUGUCUUCAUCUGCUUGCAGCAGCCAAGAGCAAUGAACCUGGAGCGCAAAGACAGAGGAGAGCGGCCCUCACCUCGAGGCCCGGACAUGGAAGCCCGUGCUGGGGGGAAGAUGGGAAAGGCCAGCGUGGGAUUCCAGAGGAGCUCCACCUCCGAUGACGACUCCGGAUGUGCACUGGAGGAGUACGCCUGGGUGCCGCCGGGGCUCAGGCCGGAGCAGGUCCAGAUGUAUUUCUCCUGUCUGCCUGAAGACAAGGUGCCGUACGUGAACAGUCCAGGAGAGAAGCACCGGAUCCGUCAGCUCCUCUACCAGCUUCCACCUCAUGACAGCGAGGUGCGCUACUGUCAUUCUCUGACAGAAGAGGAGAAGAAGGAGCUCCUCAUGUUCAGCUCCCAGAGGAAGAGGGAGGCACUGGGCCGAGGGGCGCCCAAGAUUCUCCCCAGAGCCUUGCAGCACGCUCGCUGUGAAAACUGUUGCAGUGGCAUUAAUGGAGACGAGAUGGCAGUUUUUGCGUCCAGAGCCGGGCCAACCCCCUGCUGGCACCCAGCAUGCUUUGCGUGCUCUACGUGUCAAGAACUGCUGGUGGAUUUGAUCUAUUUCUACAACAACGGCAAGAUCUUCUGUGGAAGGCAUCAUGCUGAGCUCAUCAAACCACGAUGUUCCUCUUGCGAUGAAAUCAUCUUUGCUGACGAGUGUACGGAAGCAGAGGGCCGUCAUUGGCACAUGAAGCACUUCGCUUGCUUCGAGUGCGGGACAAUGUUGGGCGGGCAGCGGUACAUCAUGAAAGAUGGAAGACCUUUCUGCUGUGGCUGCUUCGAGUCACUAUAUGCAGAGUACUGCGAGGCCUGUGGUGAAAACAUCGGGGUCGAUCAUGCUCAGAUGACCUAUGAAGGAGUGCACUGGCAUGCCACUGACCAGUGCUUCUGCUGUGCCCAGUGUAAGACCUCACUGCUUGGUUGUCCCUUCUUGCCCAAGCAAGGUCGUAUCUACUGUUCCAAGGCGUGCAGUCAGGGGGAAGACAUUCACGCCUCCGACUCCUCGGAUUCUGCGUUCCAGUCGGCCCGGUCUCGUGAAUCGCGCCGCAGUGUCCGCAUUGGGAAGAACAGCAGACCGGCAGAACAGUGGAGACAGUCACAGUUGUUCAAUCUCUACAAGUAUGGGGACGGUGAAGGGGAUGGAGAUGCUGAUGGCAAUAUUGAUAUUGUGGGGCAGAAACUUGCCCGCCUCGACCUGGAGGAGGAAAGGUUUUGGAGGGAAAGGGAGGAACAGGAUCCCGGUGGUGAGGAGGAUCCAGAGGAAUGGGCCCAGCAUGAGGACUUUAUGACUCAGCUCUUGCUCAAGUUUGGUGACAGUGGAAUACUACACCAACUUCAGCAGCCAUCUGUGAAAUCACCCAGUUCCACCAAUGACAGAAAUAGGCUAUUAAGUGUAUCUGAUCCAUGGCUGAAAGCAGAGUCCACAUUGAUGGGGAUUAACAGCUCCUCUCCCACCCCUGCCAGCCCCACUCAGAGCCAGAUCUCCAGCCAAUCCCUAUCAAACAGCCUCAGUCCAGGAUUAAUGGACAAGAAGCACCUACCUGAAAUGUAUUGGGCCCAGUCACAGGAUGGACUGGGAGACUCCGCUUAUGGGAGUCACCCAGGUCCUGCAAGUGCCAGAAAGAUUCAAGAACUGGAGCUGGACCAAGAGCAGGAACAGUCUGGUGCAGGAAGACAGGCUUUCUGGCCAGAGACAAGGGAGUGGUAUGACGAUUCCCUAGAAUGUAUUGCUGAUGAGCUGAGGAAAGUGGAGAAGGGCGUUGGAGAUUCCAUGGACUCUCUGGCACUCUCAAAUAUUACAGGUACAUCCGUGGAUGGAGAUACCAGGGACAGACCAGCACUCUAUUCUCUUCACGCAAUGCAAGAUUCCUCUGCGCCUGAUGAAUGCGAGAAGUUGAGCAACAUGGGAACCUUCAAUUCCUCGCUCACCUACAGCAUGGAAAAAGGGGUGGAGGAGGCCGAGCAAGGGCUGGUGCUCGGAAUGAGGGGAGGCAUACCAGUGGGACUCCACUCUCCACAACCUGAGUGCCUCUCUCCAUCCUUUGUUCAACCUCCAGCUCUAAGGAGGAGCAAGUCGCAGUCCAGGCCACCUCAGAUGGUCAAAUUCUCCGAAGACACCGUGGACAAUGGAUACAACAAUAGCUAUGAGGCCAGCGUGGCAAAGCAUCCCAUGAGCGAGAAGCCCCAGAGGAGGCUGUUCUACCCGGAGGAGAUGGGCAGAGAGAGAAGCCGCUCCACGAGUCACCAAGGGCGCAGCAGGCAGCACCAUCACCGACAGAGCCGACACCACAGGAGCCGCAAAUCCCGCUCGGACAAUGCCCUUCACAUGAUGCCCGUGGAGCGAGCUCACAGACCGUUUGAGCAGCAGGUUCUCAGAGACCCCCAGCGCGGUGCCAUCCACCUCCAGCAACCCCCACACAUGUUGCCCCUUGCCUACUCCCAGACCCGAUCCGACUACAUGCUCCGCUGCUCGGCGCAGAACGACCCACGCCUUGCACAUUUCGCAGAAUUCCAGAGAGACGAGGACGACUGGUGCUCCACUUGCUCCUCCUCGUCCUCGGACUCUGAAGAAGAGGGCUAUUUCUUGGGGCAACCGAUUCCUCAGCCAAGACCUGCCGGGCACUACUACGCAGAGGACUACCCCACGCGGGUAACAGCCCUGAGCCCCGGCUCUCAGACCGGUCGCCGGAAGAAUCGCCGCUCCAAAAACUGCAUCAUUUCCUAACAACCAUCUGAACGUCAGACUGCCAGUUCUGUCAGGCUAUUUCAUCAUUUUGAUGGUUCGGCUCACCACAGGUUUUAGAAGUUCAAUCGUCACCAUAUUUUGCCAAAACCGUAAAGUUGGACACUCUUGGAAACUUUCCCCCCACCUUUUUAACAAGCCUUUUUACCAUUCCCAUCAUGCUUUUCAAAACUUCAUUUGUGCAUUAAAAAAAGCAAUGCUAUUGUACAAAAGUGCUUCAUUACAGUAGAUAAUAAGAACUAACACAUUAUUUAAUGCACAAUAGCACAAAAUCAAAAUGUAUAUAUUAAGUUAAGAUUUUAUUAAUGGUAUUUUUCUAUACACGGUUUAAAGGACUGUUUCAUUCUGAAGUGUAUAAUGAGAAACAUAGCAUUUGUGCAUUUAAAAAAAUGGUGGCUAUUUAAUAAGAUGUAUUAAAGAAGGUACCGGGUAAGAAAUUUGUCUGUUUUGGUGCAGAAAUCAUAAAGCAGCAGACAGCAAUAUUUCCACCUGUUUGAUAGUGAAAGUUGGAGAAAAUAAAAACUUUGUGAUUUAAGGAUGCUUGUAAUAAACCAUUUUCCUCCCUUGAAAUAAAAGAAAAGAAGGUC
This is a messenger RNA of Oryzias melastigma (Indian medaka), 3571 nucleotides long. RefSeq names its product prickle-like protein 1. The record is from RefSeq and is a predicted model, not a curated record. Gene Ontology annotation, molecular function: zinc ion binding. Lineage: Eukaryota; Metazoa; Chordata; Actinopteri; Beloniformes; Adrianichthyidae. Bases 171 to 2966 code for a protein of 931 amino acids. The transcript has 7 exons.